AUUGCUCCUCGCAAUCCUGCACCACUAAGAAGUUCGAACUUCGAUUGUAACUGUUCUGCUCGCAUGGAGGCGGUUAGCACACAUGGACGCGCCGGUCGCCGCCUAGCCACUGUAGCUCACCGUCAGCGAUGGCCAUCGGCGACCAGAGGACGGCAGGGGCGCUUCGCAAACCCGUGUUAGGGCGGGAGAUCGGAGCUCGAGGACCCUGGACAGAAGCCCCAGUCAACGGAAAUAGGAUCCGACCAGAGGUCGCUCGGGCAGAGGAUGCAGAGUGGUAUGACCAUCUGGCAUGAUUUCGAGAGCAAUGCUGAAGACUGGAACCUGCGGAACUAGGUGCUUGGCGCGCAAUCAUCUGGAGUGGAUAGUCGCAGUCUUUUCUGGGGUGGUAUUGAGGAUUGUGGGGAUACAGGGAGUUUGGGGUUUUUAACCUGAUAAUUGGUGGCUUUCGUCAGUUCUUGCGGAGUCAGAUUCCCGUCGUCGAACUGUGCACGUUUCUGUUUCGUGGAGUGAAUUUAAUGAGACAGUUUCUCGCAUUGAAGCACCGCGGGUGGAAAGCUCGUGUUAUACUUUGUCUUACUGUCUUGUGAACAAUUUUCGGUGUUAGUGGCGAUGGUGUUCGAGUAUAGGAUUCUUUUUGGAGUUUGUUGUUCAAUGCGCAGGUUUGGGGAGGAUAGACACUUAGAAGAGGCUGGUUGUAGAGGGAUUCAGAGCGGCUGCUGGUGGGUUUUAUUGGAUUCUUGUGAGUGCUCCACUUUUUCUUGCAGCAUAUCUACAGAUGUCAGAACUUGGGAGAAAUCUUCCUCACUUAUCUCAGCUUAUAUGGAGCAGCUAUUGAUUGGAAUCUCCUAAAACAAAUUGGAUUCUGAAUUGGCAGGCAAGAUUGGGUGCCGCACUGUUCUGUUUAGGUUUUCAAGGCUGGGUGCCCGGACUGGUGCAGUACUUCGCUCAAAUUUGUCACGCCUCCGCGAAAGAGAAUUAGGAGUGUCGAAGCAUUGUUGGCAUUUGCUGAUAGUGGCCUUAACGAAGCGUUUGCUCUCAGUCAGCAUGUAUGAGUCGAUAGAUCUUCUGGACGCUGCGGAUGACCAACUUCGGUCGUAAAAGUUUACAGAGCUUCUUAUUAAUAUUCAAAGACACGUAGGAUGGAAGAGCUCUACCUGGGUGUCUGUAAGGGGAAUUUCAGGACUUCGCGUGAUGGCCUAUUGAGAUGGUGCCUAUUGUGGCGUCAUGCAAAUACCUCACUCGGGUAAAGGAGAUCUUACAUUAACUGGAGCUCAAGGAUUUAACUAGAGCUGCUUCUGGUGGUGAAUUUUUCUCCAAGAGAAUUCGGUAUGGAAGGUCUGGUGAAGACUUUCGAAUAAAGACAUAGAUGAUCAUAUACGAAUGAUCUGGAAACGUUUGGAGUUGUUUCCAGUCUAGUAGCGCUUGGUAACUAUUUCAUAGCAAAUGUAAUAUACUUACAGAGUGGCAGGAAGCCAGGGCGCAAUAUUUAGCGUCGGUUUUGGUAUGGCAAUUGAACUUUGGUAAGCCAUGACAAGGAAGCAAUUGAGCAUUCUUCUAAUCUCACUGUUGACCUUCUUCGUCAUACGAUGUAGCCUUUCCAUAGGGUUUCCUCGCGGAGCAGACGGGAACUACAUGAAUUAUCGAAGUUCGGCCAUAGACCUUGAGAUACCUUUGCUUUGGGCUCCCGCUCCCAGCCUUGAGGCCGUGCCUCGCCAAGAUGGCAAUUCGAGUUUGCCCGUAGACAGCGACAUCAUAGUACCCACUCCCAGCGUCGUGCUGCGUCAGGGUAACAAAGAUGGCGAUCCGAUUUUACCCACUUAUACUGACACAUCUAUAAUAUCUGAAUACCCGACUCUUCUCCCUGGAAUCAACAAGGCUCCGAAGCUUGAACCCAUAUGGAGAUAUCUCGCGAGUUACAUGAGGAGGCGCAGCGUGCCCAAGGCAGCAACCAAAGCCAUGAAAGAAGGUUUGCGGGCUUGGAGAAAGAUCAAUAAAACCAUGAUCGAUGAGACUCAUGAACGAGUAAUGGAUGGAUCUAAUAGGAGGAAUGGCAACAAGUGCCCGUACCUUGUGAGCGCAUUAAAUGCUUCUGAAUUGAAAUCAAUACCGUACAUAGUGCCGAUCCCAUGUGGGUUGAUAUUGGAUUCUUCAGUCACGGUAGUGGGCACACCAGGCAUCAAAACCGGGACGUUUUCUCUUGAGUUGAUAGGAUCGAAGCUGUUUGGAGAGGGAGACGAGCCUGUUGUUUUUCAUUUUUCUGUACGUUUACAUGGCGAUGAAUUAACCAACAAGCCCUCCAUUGUCCAAAAUACUUGGACAGUAAGCAGAGAUUGGCAUGAUGAGCAGCGAUGUCCGCCGCUACCAGACGAGGAUGAUCCCGAGAGUACAGUGGACGGUCUGAGAAUCUGCAAUACGGACGUUGGACAGAAUAUUACAAGAGAGUCUGGUCGGAGGCCAUGGAAGGGUCUUAAUCAAAGAUCGACCAACGUCUGGUUUCCUUUUGUUGAAGGAUUUCCUUUUGUGGCAACCAUAUCGGCUGGCUGGGACGGUUAUCAUGUCUCUGUCAACGGCAAGCAUAUCACGGCCUUCAAGUACCGCCAGAACUUGGAACCCUGGAUGGUUAAUUCUUUUCGGAUUAAAGGAGAUCUGAAUAUUUCUUCAGUGAUUGCGAACGGUCUUCCAAUAUCUGACGAUGCUUCAUAUGUACCUGACUUGAAAGUCAUUAGAGCACCUAAACUACCAAAAAAUACAACUCUGUUCAUAGGGGUGUUCUCAACAAAUAGCAAUUUUUUUCCAAGGAUGAGCAUAAGGAGGACUUGGAUGCAGUAUCCGGAGGUCCGAAAUGGUACUGUAGUGGUGCGGUUUUUUGUGGGGUUGCACCAGAAUGAGCAAGUAAACAGGGAGCUUUGGACCGAGUCUCUUACUUAUGGGGACGUCCAGCUUCUGCCUAUGGUGGAUUACUACGAUAUCAUCACGUAUAAAACAUUAGCUAUUUGUAUGUUCGCGAAGUAUAAUGUGAAUGCAAAAUAUGUAAUGAAGACUGACGAUGACACUUUUCUGCGAGUGGAUGCGGUUCUAUCAUCUAUUUUUGUUACGAAACCCAACUCUACCCUUCUUAUUCCGAAAUACAACCAAAGCCUUCUUCUGGGUAAUAUUGCCUGGAAUGAUGCUCCUGCCCGAAACCCUGAUAACAAGUGGUUUAUGAGCACGAAGGACUGGGCAAAUAAGACGUACCCUCCGUGGGCUCAUGGACCUGGAUAUGUUAUUUCCCUAGAUAUUGCUCUUUUUGUAGUCAAGGGGCACCAGAAGGAUUUUCUGAAGUUUUAUAAACUGGAGGACGUAGCCAUGGGAAUAUGGAUUGAUAGAUUCGCACACCUGGAGCACAAGGUCGUUAAAUAUGUCCAUGACGACCACUAUCAACACGGAGGUUGUGAGAAUGAUUACAUCAUAACCCAUUACCAGAAUCCUAGCCAAAUGCAGUGCCUUUGGAACAAUGAGUUAGAAGGAGAACACGGGAUUUGCUGCUACGACCAAACAAUUUAGCUAGCAGGUUGUGGAGUAGAUGAAAAUGGUAGAACUCGCGUUACUUGCGAGGUUGACAAAUUUGAUAGUUUUUGGACAGUUAGAAUAUUGCACUUUCUUUCGACCAAAUAUACUUCGCCCAUUCGUUGCCAAUAUAUAUUUAAUAGACCAUCUUACUGUCAGUGAAACAUUUGAAAA
This is a messenger RNA of Physcomitrium patens, 3720 nucleotides long. The record is from RefSeq and is a predicted model, not a curated record. NCBI's taxonomy places the organism in Eukaryota, Viridiplantae, Streptophyta, Bryopsida, Funariales, Funariaceae.